Messenger RNA from Saccharomycodes ludwigii, 4626 nucleotides. It is a transcript of the gene SPT6, whose product is annotated as chromatin-remodeling histone chaperone SPT6. Gene Ontology annotation, molecular function: histone binding; DNA binding; nucleosome binding. Gene Ontology annotation, cellular component: transcription elongation factor complex. Lineage: Eukaryota; Fungi; Ascomycota; Saccharomycetes; Saccharomycodales; Saccharomycodaceae. The record is from RefSeq and is a predicted model, not a curated record. Gene Ontology annotation, biological process: nucleosome organization; transcription elongation-coupled chromatin remodeling; transcription elongation by RNA polymerase II. The coding region runs from base 1 to 4626 and encodes 1541 amino acids. The transcript has a single exon.
AUGGAGCAAGAAGAUCAAUCAAUAGAAAAAUCUUCACAAGAAAAACAAGCCCUAAACCAUCAAGAAAAUACUAAUAUUGUCGAGAAAGAACAAGAAGUAAGGAGCAAAGACGAGGAAGAAGAGGAGGAAGAAGGUUAUGAUGUUUUUGAUUCUUCUGACGAAGAUGACGAGGAAGAUGACGAAAAUUCAGAAGAAGCAGCUAAAAUUAAAGAUGGAUUUAUUGUAGACGAUAACGAUGAUGAUGAAGAAGAAGAUGAAGAGGAAGAAAUUGGGUCGAACAAGAACAUAAAAGAUAAAAAGAAAAAAAGAAGAAGAAGAAGAAGGGAGGAAGAUGACGCUUUAAGUGAAGAUGAUUUAGACUUAUUAUUGGAAAAUACUGGUGUGCAAAGACCAGCUUCUAAACCUAAAAGAGGAAGGUUAAAGAGAUUGAAGAGGUCCAACGUAGGCGUUGAUAGCGACAGGGUAGAAGACGAAGAAGAAGAAGAAGAAAAAGAAGAAGAAAAAGAAGAAGAAGGAGAAGAAGGAGAAAAUCUGGGCCAACAAGACCGUGACAAUAGGGUUAAAAAACAGGGGUCUUCUAGUGUUUCUGCAAGACCUGCGGUCGAAGAUUUUUUUUCUUCGGAUGAUGAUGAUGCCAUGGACGCAAAUGUUUCUGGCGAUGAUAACAAUGAUUUUGCCACUGACUCUACUGUAAACAAAAAAAACAGAAAAGCAGUUGAGACUGACAUUGGUAAUAGGUUGGAUGAUUUCGAUGAUUUUAUCGAGGAGGAUGAAUUUAGUGAUGAAGAUGAGGAAACCAGACAAGCUAGAUUAAAACAGCGUAGAGAGCAACGUGAGAAAAACCCAUUGAGAAUAACAGGGCUAUCACCUGAUAAAAUUGAUGAAAUGUUUGAAAUUUUCGGUGAUGGUCAUGACUACGACUGGGCUCUGGCUGUGGAAGACGAAGAUGAAGAUGAAUUUGCUGAAAAUGAGUACGAUGAAGAUGAAGAUGAAGACGAUAUUGAAUCUGGUGGUGGAAAUCGUUCCAGAAACGCCAAAAAGGUGACUUUGAAAGAUGUCUAUGACUUGCAAGACUUGAAAAAGAACUUGAUGACCGAUGAAGAUAUAAUAAUUCGAAAAAAAGACAUACCUGAAAGAUUUCAAGAAAUUAGACAAGGUAUACAAUCGUAUGAUGAAUCUUUAACUGAUGAUGAAAGAAAAUUAGAAAAUAAAUGGAUCAGUGAUAAAAUUGCAAACUACAAGAACUUUCAACCCGGUUCUGACUUAUCUGAAUUUGAAGAGGCUAUUGGAUUUGCCAUAAAUUUCAUUAGCAAAGAAAAUUUAGAGGUUCCCUUUAUUUAUGCAUAUCGAAGAAAUUAUAUUUCUUCGAAAACAGCAGACGGUUUUGUUUUGAAUGAAGAUGAUUUGUGGGAAAUAGUUUACUUGGACAUUGAAUUUCAUUCUAUUGUUUAUAAGAAGAGGUAUGUGGAAAAUUUUUACAAGCAGCUGAAUGUUUUUGAUUCCGUGGUUGAGGAAUAUUUUGCCAAUCAAACAACCAAAACCGAUUUAAACGCCUUACAAGAUAUUUACAACUACUUGGAGUUUAAUUAUGCCCAGGAAAUUAAUCAAGUUUUGCAAAAACAAUCCAAGAAACAUUUGAAAUAUUCCAACUACGAAAAAUUUAAGAAUAGUAGCUUGUACCAGGUGGUGAAAGAUUUUGGAAUAAGCAGUGAGCAUUUAGGCGAAAAUAUUAUUAACCAAACUCAAAUACAUCCUGUUGUGGAUCACCCUACCAUGGCACCAAAGGAGGCUGUUUCCGCUGCUUUGGUCAACGACGCAGACCAAGUCUCUAUUUUUGCCUCCAACCAUAAACUAGCUUUGGAAACAGUGGUAAAAUAUUUGGCUUUGGAAAUUUCACACAACACCCAUAUUAGGGAGCGUGUCAGACAUGAUUUUUACCAGUACUACGUUGCCGAUGUUAAACUAACACCAAAGGGGAAAAGCGAAAUCCAAAAGGGGUCGCCAUAUGAAGACAUUAAGUAUGCAAUUAACAGAACCCCGCAAUCCUUCCAUAAAAAUCCAGAUGUUUUUCUAAGAAUGCUGGAAGCUGAACAACAGCAUUAUUUGCAAGUCUCCAUUCAUAUGUCAUCACAGUCCCAGUACACGGAACAUUUGUUCCAUGAAUGCUUGGAAUCUACCGAUACCAAUGAAAUAGCGGUUGAAUGGAAUGAGAUGAGAAAAAAAGUUUUUGAAAAGAGUUUGGAAAAAAUUUUCCAUGAUAUCGCUUCUGAAAUUAAGGACAAUUUAAAGAAAAUGUGCGAAACUUUAAUCAGUAGAAAUGUUCGUCAUGCAUUUUUACGAAGAUUGGACCAAGCGCCGUACAUACCUAAUGUAAAAGAUGCCAAGAUUCCAAAGGUGUUAAGUAUUACGUGUGGGAAUGGUAAAUUUGGUAGUGACGCCAUUAUUGCUACGUUGGUAAAUCGCAAGUCUGAAUUAGCAAGAGAGUUUAAAAUUGUGGCUAAUCCAUUCGAUAGGAAACAACAAGAAGGUGCGCGUGAUGGAUUUGAAAGCAGAUUUGAAGAGAUAGUUAAUGUCUGCCAGCCAAACUGCAUUGCUAUUAAUGGACCAAACCCACAAACAUCUAGAUUUGCCAAGAAGUUGCAGGAAAUAAUCACCAGAAAAAGAUUAAUUGACGGUAGAAGCGGCAACUUGAUCCCAUUAGUUUUUGUUGAUGAUCAAGUAGCGAUUUGUUAUCAACACUCGAAGAAAUCUGAAGAGGAGUUCCCAGGUAAAUCGAUUUUGGUCAAGUAUUGUAUAGCCUUGGCCCGGUAUUUGCAUUCGCCGCUAUUAGAAUAUGCUAGUCUAUCUGCGGAGGAGCUAAUUUGUUUAAAUAUACACCCACAUCAGUCGCUUUUGCCUAAAGAAUUUUUGACCAGAUGUUUAGAAAGUUGUUUUGUUGAUAUUGUUAAUUUGGUAGGUGUUGAAAUUAAUAAGACUGUAGACAACAAAUAUUACUCUCGUUUAUUACCAUAUGUUUCCGGAUUUGGUAAACGUAAAGCUAUUGAUUUUGUGGAAUCUUUACAACGACUAAACGAACCAUUAUUAGCACGCCAGCAAUUAAUUACGCAUGGCAUCCUACAAAAAACCAUUUUUAUGAACGCAUCUGGCUUUUUGUAUAUUGAUUGGAAUACCGAUCAUAAGAACAAAAAUGGUAAAAAAAAGAAUAAAAUCUCGCACUACGAAGAAGAAUUUGAACAUGAUUUAUUGGAUAGCACCAGAAUCCAUCCAGAAGAUUACCAUUUGGCCACCAAAGUUGCAGCAGAUGCUUUGGAAACGGAUCCAGAUAUUAUUAAGGAGAAAGAGGAGAACAGAACAAUGAAUGAGUUUGUAGAAAUGUUACAAAAAGACCCAGAUGGUAAAGAAAAAUUGGAAAGCUUGAAUUUGGAGCAAUAUGCUGAAGAGUUAGAAAAAAACACUGGGGCCAGAAAAUUGAACAAUUUGAACACUAUUGUGUUGGAAUUAUUGGAUGGGUUUGAAGAACUAAGAAAUGAUUUCCAUCCAAUGACAAAUGAAGAAAUCUUUUAUAAUUUAACGGGUGAAACUGAUAGAACGUUUUUCAAGGGAUGUAUUAUUCCUAUAAGGGUUGAACAUUUUAGAAAUAAUGGUGGAGAAAUUAUUUGUGUCUCUAAUAGUGGUAUCGAAUGUACUGUUCCGGCACAACGUCACCUAGGUUACCAACAAAGGAGGCCUGCCAUUGACAUUUACGAAAUGGGUAAAACAUAUCCUGCCAAGAUACUAUAUAUCAAUUACGAUAAUAUUAGUUGUGAAGUUUCACUAUUGCCGCAUGAUAUUGAACAACAAUAUGUUCCAAUACAUUAUAGUAAAGACCCAAGUAUCUGGGAUAUUCAGCAAGAAAUCCGUGAUUUGGAAAAGGAGCGGGAGAUUACUAUGAUGGAGGCACGUGCUAAAAGGAAGCAUCGUGUUAUUAAUCAUCCUUACUAUUAUCCCUUUACUGGCAGACAAGCUGAAGAUUACUUGAGAAGCAAAGAGCGUGGUGAUUUUGUUAUUAGACAAAGUUCGUUGGGCGAUGACCAUUUAGCGAUUACUUGGAAACUAGACAAAGAUUUGUUCCAACAUGUUGAUAUUUUGGAACAAGACAAAGAAAACCCAUUGAGUAUAGGUAAGACAUUGAUUGUAGAGAAUGAACGCUAUCAUGAUUUGGAUCAAAUUAUUGUAGAUUACUUACAAAACAAAGUCAGAUUGUUGAAUGAGAUAACCAAUAAUGAAAAAUUCAAGAAUGGCACUAAAAAGGAGGUUAUCAAAUUUGUGGAAGAUUAUUCCAAAGUUAAUCCCAACAGGUCGGUUUAUUAUUUCAGUUUUAACUACGAUCAUCCAGGUUGGUUUUAUUUGAUGUUUAAGAUCAAUGAUAGGAGCAAGUUGUAUGUUUGGAAUGUUAAAUUAACACAUACAGGGUAUUACUUGGUUAAUUAUAAUUAUCCAACAGUUAUUCAAUUAUGUAAUGGGUUUAAGACAUUGUUGAAAUCGAACAGAACGCAGCGCACUAGUGGAGGAGGUGCUACUAGUAGUGGUAACAGUAAUGUGAAUGUUAAUACGAGUAAUGGUGCUACUACAGGAACUUCGUAUUGA